This is a messenger RNA of Dujonia railenensis, 654 nucleotides long. The record is from the annotation of a GenBank genome assembly. Lineage: Eukaryota; Fungi; Ascomycota; Pichiomycetes; Serinales; Debaryomycetaceae.
AUGUCGGAAUCGUAUCCAGCCAUUCUCAACUCCGUGGUUGAUUCGUUCGAAAUCAAACCGGAUCUUGUUAUGCUAAGUAAAAUCGAUGAGUCCAUCCAGAAAUCCUCGAUCCAAAGGUCGCUCAAGUUGGAACAACAACAAUCGAUCCUAAAUCAGCUCCAAAAGGAGUAUGAUUCUCUUCUCAAGGAGGCCAAUUCGUUGUCUGAUCCCUCGUCAAGUGAGGACAUUUUGGCACAGCUCGAAAUCAAAACUGUACCGCUGGUGCUGCCUAACGAUAACCUCUUUGAUUUGUUUGAUAAGAAAUCCAUUGAACUAGACAACUCCAAGGUUGUCCUUGCCAAGAGGAUAAAUGAAUUGGACUCGCAGAUUAAUCUCAAGAAAAUCAAUAUCCUGAAACUACAUGAGCAGCUUGAAAAAGUCACACAGCAAACUGAAAAUGUUUUGAAUGAGAACUUGCUACAAAACCCCGACUCGAAGAUCAUGAAAAUCAACUUGUACAAAUCGCUUGGAAUAUUGAUAGAAAACGGCACAAAUGGCGUGGAUGAAGAUAAGAUAUUGCUAUACAAUAAAGAGAAUGAUCUUACGAGCAUUUUGAAUGUGAAUGACAAGUAUAGUGACUACUUCAUAACCAACCACAUUUGGGAUAGAUUGUAA